Leptinotarsa decemlineata (Colorado potato beetle) is the source of this 1251-nucleotide messenger RNA. RefSeq names its product membrane-bound alkaline phosphatase-like. Gene Ontology annotation, biological process: dephosphorylation. NCBI's taxonomy places the organism in Eukaryota, Metazoa, Arthropoda, Insecta, Coleoptera, Chrysomelidae. Gene Ontology annotation, molecular function: alkaline phosphatase activity. The record is from RefSeq and is a predicted model, not a curated record.
GAGUUUAUGCACAUACUGCUUCUAGACACUGGGAAAGUGACAGAAAUGUGUUGAACAGAAAUAUGGAUCCACAAACAUGUGAAGAUAUUGCACAUCAACUCAUUUUUGGUAAAACCGGAAGAAAUCUCCAGGUGAUUUUAGGUGGAGGACGAAAAAAGUUUCUACCAAAAGGAGAGAAAGAUGAAGAAAGCAAAACGGGUGAAAGAUAUGACCAUCUUGAUUUGAUAAAAGAGUGGCAAAAGCAAAAAGAAGUUUCAGGGGGCAAAUUUGCAUAUAUUUGGAACAAAGAACAAUUGCUGGAGAUUGACAACGAUACGGAAUAUCUUUUGGGCCUAUUCGAGUCCAGCCACAUGCACUACAAUCUCGAUAGAAACAAAGAUACCGACCCUUCUCUGGAAGAAAUGACCGAAGCUGCCAUAAAAGUCUUGAGCAGAGAAGACCAAGGUUUCUUCCUUUUUGUUGAAGGAGGAAGAAUCGAUUCUGCUCACCAUGACACUCUCGCUCACAAGGCCUUGGACGAAACUGUCGAGUUUGCGAAAGCUGUUCAGAAGGCUGUCGAUAUGACUAAAGAAGAAGAUACUCUAAUAGUUGUUACUUCGGAUCAUGCUCACACUAUGAGUUACGCUGGAUAUGCAGGUCGAGGAAGCGAUAUAUUUGGAUACGCUGGAGAGGGUAGUGACAAUCACUUGUAUACUAUUUUGAAUUACGCCAAUGGGCCUGGAUAUAAGCCAAUUGUAGAAUCUGGGGAGCGAUACGUGCCUACUGAGAAUGAAAUGAAUGAAAUAAGUUUCAAAUGGCCCUCCACUUCUCCCCUAGAUUCAGAGACACAUGGAGCAGAUGAUGUGGCAAUUUUCGCUCGUGGUCCUUGGGCACAUUUGUUCACAGGAGUGAUGGAAGAGAAUGUCAUACCACAUCUCAUGGCCUACGCAUCAUGUGUAAGCAAAGAGAUACCAUGUGAUAACUUCAAAAGGGAACCCUGAAACAAGUCCUAUGAAAGUAAUGUGAAAGUCUUCAACUCCAAAAAUGGAGUAGACUGAAAUAAUUACUCGAACGAAACUUAGUAUAGUGAGAAGAAAGUUUCUCAAUAUUUGUGAUGGAUAUUUUUAGAAGUGGAAUUAUCACUAACGCAGAUGUGAUAUAUAGAAUAUGUGAAUUUGGUUACAAGUUGAUUGACGAUAUUGAAAAAAAUAUGAAUUAUGUAUAUAGGAAAUGAGAAUAGUAAAUAUAAUUGAAGUUCAUGGAAAAAUUGAA